Molecule: messenger RNA, 1773 nt
Organism: Fragaria vesca subsp. vesca
Lineage: Eukaryota; Viridiplantae; Streptophyta; Magnoliopsida; Rosales; Rosaceae
Product: probable protein phosphatase 2C 40-like
Exons: 4
Coding region: 120-1619 (499 amino acids)
Biological process (GO): protein dephosphorylation
Molecular function (GO): protein serine/threonine phosphatase activity
Source: RefSeq, a predicted model, not a curated record
CACUUCUCUCUCUCUCUCUUUUUAUAUCUUGUCUUACAUUCUGGGUUUUGUCUUGGUUUCUCUCUCUUCUCCGCGCUUCCUUGUUCCUGAAGACAUAUAAUAUAACCUCAGGAGAUACUAUGAUUAAACCUGAGAGAGAACUUAAAGUAAGCUUUGGCUAUCAAUGCAAUGGUGACAGAGUUGGCUCUUAUGAGGCUUCCAGUGGAUAUGAAAUCGUGCCUGAUCUCCGAAGGAACAGUAGUUUCUCUUGCUUGUCUGGAGCAGCGUUAAGUGCCAAUGCCACUCUGGCAAACACUAAUAUCUGCAAUGGUUUGAUAGGGGAAGAAAUACUUCCUAGUUGGGACUCCCCUAAUUCAUUUCGUAAGGUACCAUCUUCACCAAGGUUGGAUAUAUUAUCAUCUUCUCUUCAGAGUAGUAUGUCAAACUUAAGUUGCAGUCCUUCUACGCCCGAGUCUGAUUCUUACUUGAUGAAAUCUAUGAGUCCUACAUCGAGAGGUGAAGGUUUUCUCAAUUCCAUGGAAGUACAAGUGGCAGGUGGAGCUGCUGGUGAAGACAGGGUCCAAGCGGUUUGUUCUGAAGAAAAUGGGUGGCUGUAUUGUGCAAUAUAUGAUGGCUUUAAUGGAAGAGACGCAGCUGAUUUCCUGGCUGGGACACUGUAUGAAACCAUUGUUUUUUACUUCAAUUCAUUGGAUUGGGAAUCAAAUCAGGAAUCCAUCAAUGCUUCUAAAGGGAUAAAUAUUGAUGGGUCUCUUCCAUUUGUUAAAGAUGAUAGUGAUAUUGAAAAUAUCUCCAAGGAUGCUUCAUCUACUGAAAUAGAAAUGUCAACUGAUACAUUCAGGAAUGGGGUCCUUGAUAGCCUACAACAAGCUCUUAGUCAGGCCGAGAAUGAUUUUCUAUACAUGGUUGAGCAGGAAAUGGAGGAUCGCCCUGAUUUGGUCUCUGUUGGGUCUUGUGUUUUGGUUGUGCUUCUUCAUGGGAAUGAUUUGUACACACUUAAUUUAGGUGACAGCCGGGCUGUGUUGGCAACACAUGGUGAUGGCGAUUUCAUGAAUGGGAGUGAGAGACUGAAAGCUAUUCAGCUCACAGGAAGUCAUACAGUUGAUAACGAAGUUGAAAGAACGCGAGUUUUGUGUGAGCAUCCUGAUGACCCCAUGUCCAUUGUGGCUGGAAAAGUAAAAGGGAAAUUGAAAGUCACUCGAGCUUUUGGAGUUGGUUAUUUGAAAAAGAAAAAACUGAAUGAUGCAUUGAUGGGGAUUCUUCGAGUUCGUAAUCUAAUAAGCCCACCGUAUGUUUCUACUCAACCAUCAGUGGAUGUGCGUAGAAUAUCAAAGUCGGAUCGCUUUGUUAUAGUUGCAAGUGAUGGUUUGUUCGACUUCUUUACCAAUGAUGAGGCGGUAAAGCUUGUCCAUUCCUAUAUCUCGAGUAACCCCUCGGGUGAUCCAUCCAAGUUUUUGCUGGAGCAGCUUGUAGUGAGAGCAGCCAACUCUGCAGGAUUCAGUAUGGAAGAGUUGAUGAAUAUACCAGCGGGGAGGAGGAGGAAGUAUCAUGAUGAUGUAACUGUAAUUGUGGUUAUUCUUGGUACAAAUCACCGUACCACAAAGGCAUCAACUUGUGCUUAAGGUCAUUCUUUGUUAUUAGUUUCGGUUGUGUAUUAGUAUAUUUUGUCCCUUUGCAUUAUAGUCUUAGGUUUCAAGAAUGUAUAUAGGGGAUGCCAGGUAUAUUUGCUUCUCAUCUGUAUAAAGGUUUAUCAUAAUCCAUUUUUGUUCGACAACC